Endocarpon pusillum Z07020 is the source of this 1554-nucleotide messenger RNA. RefSeq lists its product as uncharacterized. The transcript has 3 exons. The record is from RefSeq and is a predicted model, not a curated record. Bases 1 to 1554 code for a protein of 517 amino acids. Gene Ontology annotation, biological process: secondary metabolite biosynthetic process. NCBI's taxonomy places the organism in Eukaryota, Fungi, Ascomycota, Eurotiomycetes, Verrucariales, Verrucariaceae. Gene Ontology annotation, molecular function: FAD binding.
AUGGCAAGCAAAAAUAUCAAUGGCAAUGCCAAUGGCUCUGCGCGUCCCCUUAACGUCGCCGUUGUGGGCGGUGGCAUUAUCGGCGUGAUGACCGCCAUCGGUCUGCGACGCCGCGGCAUUCACGCAAUCAUUUACGAGCGAGCACAAACCUGGCAUGAGGUCAGCGCCGGUAUGGCAUUCACCGGCGCCGCGCGAGAAUGGAUGCAGCAGAUCGAUCCGGCUCUCGUCGAGCUCCUUGCAAACAUCAGCCAGAAGACAGACGCCGCCAGCAGCAACGCCUACUGGAACGCUUACCACCCCCGGACAAAAGAGGAUGCCGAAGACGAGUCCAAAUCGCUUCUUUUCCGCAUCCCAGUGAAUAAUCUCGAUUUCUGGGGCUGCGUUCGCUCGCAACUCCUGAAGGGUAUGGCAGACUUGUUGCCCGAGGGAGCGGCCGUUUUUGGCAAGCAGCUUCUCAACUACAUCGACGACGAGCAGAGCGGCAACGUCGUCCUGCAUUUCGCUGACGGCACUACCGCCGAGGCCGAUGUCUUGCUGGGAUGUGAUGGCAUCCACUCCGUCACGCGUGCAGUUCUCUUGGGCGCCGACCACCCAGCCAGCCGUGCUGGUUUCAGUCACACCGUGGCCUACCGCACCAUGGUCCCCAUUGAGCUGGGCAUCAAGGCUCUGGGCGAGAAGGUGGCGAAGAGCGCGUGUAAUCACUUGGGCCCCAACGCUGAUCUGCUCGUGUACCCGGUCAUGUCCGGCACACUUCUCAACAUGGCCGUGUUCGCUCACGAAGAAGCCGAGUUUCCCGACCCCGACAAAAUGACGGUCCAUGUCGACAGAACCGAGAUUCAAAAGCUAUUUGAUGGCUGGAGUCCACAGGUCGCCGACAUCUGGAAGCUCUAUCCGGAGAAGGUCGUCAAGUGGGGAAUCUUUGAUCUGGAGGCAAACCCUCCACCGACGUAUGCGGGAGGUCGUGCAUGUCUCGUCGGUGACGCCGCGCACGCCAGCACGCCAUAUCUGGGAGUCGGCGCUUGCACCGGUGUUGAAGACGCGUUGGUGGUCUGCACGCUUUUGGAAUCGGUACAGCAGAAGGCAUUGAGCGGCGAGGCGUUGAAAGAGGCACUUCGAGAUGCGCUCCAAACCUACAGUGCCGCUCGAUUGGACCGUGGGCGAUGGAUCCACCACCACUCGCGCCAGAUGGUGGACGGUGUCGAGAUUCUCGUUGAUGUGGGUCCAGACCUUGCUGCGCAGCUCGUCGUAGCCGUUGCACACCUUGAAGGCAAUGUCGGUGUACACGUCCGGGGUGACGCUGGAUUGGAGGAGUUCUUCGCAGGAUUGGUCGAUCGAGGCGAAGGCGCGGUAGCACGCGUCGGCAAUGGCGUCGCGGUCGCUCAGAGGCGGCCCGGGGAGUUUGGCGGCGAGAGGCGUGCCGUUUUGCACCAUGGUUGCAGUGGGGUUUCUGACCGUCGGGAACUGGUCAAUGUGGAAGCCAAUGUGGACAGUGGAAGUGAAAAAUGCUGGGGUUCGAAGUCGGUUGUGUUGGAGGAAUGGUGGAGUCUUCUCUGA